AUGCAGGCAUUUGGAAGGCACUAUGUGGUGGUAAGGCCUCUGUAUUCCGAGGAUUCCUUUGCAGAGCAGCAUGAGAGGAUCAACAGGAGUCACAAAACUCUACAGGACCAUCUGAAAAACUAUUGUAGUUGUGAUUCAAACCGUGCAAAGAAUGUGGCCCUUUCCCUUCUGCCCAUCAUUGGAUGGAUGAAGAACUACAAGAUCAAAGAAUGGCUGUUUGGUGACAUAGUUUCUGGCAUAAGUACAGGAUUAGUGGCAGUGCUACAAGGACUUGCUUUUGCCUUGUUGGCCUCCUUACCACCUGGAUAUGGACUGUAUACUGCAUUUUUUCCUGCGAUAGUCUACUUCUUUUUGGGCACCUCCCGACACAUCUCAGUAGGGGCUUUUCCAAUUCUCAGUCUUAUGGUGGGUGCUGUUGUCACACGGCUGGUGCCUGAUGAAGGACCUGCAGUAAACAUUACUGGAUUUGAGGGGUUGAGCAUUGAAGAGCAAAGAGUUCUAGUUGCUUCCACUGUUACUUUUCUCAUGGGGGUGUUUCAGCUCAUAAUGGGGCUACUACAGGUGGGCUUCAUUGUCAUGUACCUGUCUGAUACUCUGGUGUCGGGAUUCACCACUGCAGCUGCUGUUCAAAUCCUGGUUUCCCAGCUAAGAUUUGUGUUGGGACUGGACUUUCCUGGUAUAAAUGGCCCACUUGCCAUUAUAUAUACCUUGGUGGAAGUUUUCACUCGAAUCACUAACACAAACGUGGCAGAUCUAGUGACAUCUAUUGUGAUUAUGGCAGUGGUGCUUAUUGUGAAAGAGAUCAAUGGUAGAUUUAAGUCGAAACUACCUGUGCCAAUACCUAUAGAGGUCAUCAUGACAGUUAUUGCUUGCGGAGUCUCUUUUGGAUUCAAUUUCGAAAAGAGAUUUGGAGUGGUAGUUAUUGGGGAGAUGGUGAACAGGUAUGAAUCUCCUGUUGCUCCAAAUCUGGACGUCAUUGAGCACAGUGCAGUGGAUGCUUUCUCUUUGGCCAUCGUAGGAUUUGCUGUGGCUUUCUCAGUAGCUAAAGUCUACUCUGUCAAACAUGACUACACAAUCGACGGAAACCAGGAGCUCAUUGCGUUUGGGGUGAGCAACAUUUUUGGGGCAUCUUUUCGUUCAUUUGCUGCCAGCACAGCCCUUUCGAGGACUUCCAUACAGGAGAGCACAGGAGGGAAGACGCAGAUAGCUGGUAUUCUGUCUGCCAUGAUGGUAUUGAUUGUCACUGUAGCAGUAGGAUUCCUGCUUCAGCCAUUGCCCAGGUCUGUUCUGGGUGCUCUGGUGAUUGUUAAUCUGAAAGGCAUGCUGAUGCAGGUCAAAGAGCUGCCGUUCUUAUGGAAGAAUGAUCGGCCUGAUUUUGUUACCUGGGUGGUUACCUUUGUGGCUACUAUUAUCCUGGGUCUGGAUCUGGGGUUGGCUGUGGGCAUUGCAGUCGAAUUGUUCACUGUGGUCUACAGGGCUCAAUUCCCACGAUGCUUCCUCCUGGCAAACAUCACAGGAACUGACAUCUACAGGGAUCGCAAAGACUACCUCUCUAUAUAUGAACCUGAUGGAGUUAAAAUAUUCAAAAUCCCCUCACCUAUCUUCUUUGGUAACAUUGACUUCUUCAGAGAUAACCUGGUGAAAGCAGUGAGUUUUAGUCCCCUAAGAGUUUUGAAGAAAAGGAACAAAGCCCUGCGAAAGAUCAGAAAAAUGUUGGGUAAUGGAGAACUGGUUGUGUCUGAUAGAGGCCUUCAGAUAAGACAUCAACCAUCUGCUGAAAAUUCAGAAGAUGAAAGCAACUUAGAAGGUCUGGAUCAGCCCACAGAUUUCUCUGACCUUCCAAUCCAGGUGAACUGGAACGCAGAGCUCCCUGCCAACAUCUGUGUCCCUCCUGUGAACAUUCACAGUUUGGUCCUGGACUUCUCUGCAGUCUCAUUCCUUGAUAUAUCUGCACUCAAUGGCCUUAAAACGACCCUGAAAGAGUUUAUACGAAUUGAGGUGGACGUCUAUAUCGUUUCCUGCGAUGUGUACAUCAUGGAGAAGCUUCAUCGAUGUAAAUUUUUUGAUGAAGAGAUUAAGACAUCCAUCUUUUAUCCCUCACUGCAUGAUGCCAUGUUGCACAUUCUGCAGAUGCAUCCAAAUUAUCAACAUGCAGAAAAGUUUACAAGAAGCAUUCCAAGAGUCAGCAUAACGCUGUGAAGAAGAGUAAAUUAUGAUUUGAAAACCCAAAUGAAAUACUUUACAGAUACCUCUUUAAAUCAUGCAGGAA
Molecule: messenger RNA, 2269 nt
Organism: Xyrauchen texanus (razorback sucker)
Lineage: Eukaryota; Metazoa; Chordata; Actinopteri; Cypriniformes; Catostomidae
Product: chloride anion exchanger-like
Exons: 19
Coding region: 1-2199 (732 amino acids)
Biological process (GO): transmembrane transport
Cellular component (GO): membrane
Molecular function (GO): chloride transmembrane transporter activity; oxalate transmembrane transporter activity; bicarbonate transmembrane transporter activity
Source: RefSeq, a predicted model, not a curated record